Oryza sativa Japonica Group (Japanese rice) is the source of this 1098-nucleotide messenger RNA. The record is from RefSeq and is a predicted model, not a curated record. NCBI's taxonomy places the organism in Eukaryota, Viridiplantae, Streptophyta, Magnoliopsida, Poales, Poaceae.
CACACGCGGCCGCGGCUGCGUCUCCGCGUCGCCGUCGUCGUCUCCAGAAACGCACGAGCCGAGCGGAGAAUUCCACGAACCGUCUCCUCCUCCUCCUCAUCCUCUUCUCCACUGCCCCCGCACAAAUCAACUCUACUUUCCAAAACGCGGCGGCGGCGGCGGAUCAAACCCUCAUUUGGUGGGAUUUUUUGCUGCGUUUAAUCAAAUCCUCUCUCUCUCUUCGACCGCGGGGAGAUCCGGGGUUCGAUUGUUUCGUCUCCUCCUCCCCCUCUCGUGCGGGCGUCGGAAUCGAUCCACGCCCCGCCCGCUCGCUCGCUCGCUCGCUCUGUGAGCCCAAGAGGACAUUUUGCUCAGUGCUGUGCUAGCUUUGUUGGCUCAAGUUCACAAUGGGAGGUUGUGUGGGCAAGGGACGACGACAUAUUGAGGAAGACAAGCUUGAUUUCAAAGGUGGAAAUGUUCAUGUCAUAACAAGCAAAGAGGACUGGGAUAGGAAGAUUGAAGAAGCAAACAAGGAUGGGAAAAUUGUUGUGGCAAAUUUCAGUGCUUCCUGGUGUGGACCAUGUCGUGUUAUUGCACCUAUUUAUGCUGAGAUGUCAAAGACUUAUCCUCAACUCAUGUUCUUGACAAUAGAUGUUGAUGACCUAAUGGAUUUCAGCUCAUCAUGGGAUAUCCGCGCAACGCCGACCUUUUUCUUCAUAAAAAACGAGAAGCAGGUCGACAAGCUUGUGGGCGCCAACAAACCUGAGCUCGAAAAGAAGGUUCAGGCACUUGCUGAUGGCAGCUGAACCUUAUUAUAGCGCAACGGCUAGAACUGAAACGAAUUUGGCAUGUCUGUCCGGCCAAGUUUGUGUCCGUGUGCUCCCUUGCAGCUUCUAGUGUAUAGUUUUGGUGUCUCUGUUCAAACCAUGUUUCUUUUUCUUUCUGAAUUUUGCCCAUGUGUCUGGCCACACACAUAUGCAAUCUGUGAACUAAGAAGUUGUGAUGUGUUCAGAGCUGUAACAUAAGAGUAAUGUACUAGAGUAGUUUUAAAAGACAGUGAUAUGGUUGUAUUUUGAGCUAUGAAGUUGUGCCAAUAAAUGAGUGGGUUUUGAAAGUGAC